Rangifer tarandus platyrhynchus (Svalbard reindeer) is the source of this 696-nucleotide messenger RNA. The record is from the annotation of a GenBank genome assembly. Lineage: Eukaryota; Metazoa; Chordata; Mammalia; Artiodactyla; Cervidae.
AUGGGCGGCACAGCUUGGGCAGGUACGGAGCCCGGAGCCCGAGUGGGUAGAGAGCACAGAAGCAACAGGCGAGGGCCAGGUGAGCCCAGCCCAGGUCAGGAGCUGUGUGCAUUUCCUCCUGUUCGGCUGGACGUGGACGGGCCGGAGGGCCCAGUGUGGACAUGCAGGCGGGCCGCCCUGCCUGCCGAUAGAGAAUGCGGUAGCGGGGCGGGGAUCCGUCCCAAGGGGCUGCGGAGGCUGUGUCCGAGCGUGGACGAGACUCAGAGCAGCUCCCCGUCCGUAGUCCCCUUUAAAUGCAUCCGAAAUGGAUACUUUGCAGAAAAUACUAAACAGUGUGCAUUCAGGAUAUCUGAACAAGCCAGGCAGCUCAGCGGCUGUUCUCCGCGAUACGUCUCCUUGAAGGAAGGCCGGCGGGCAGUGGAGGGGGCAGCUUUUGGAGGCUGGGUGGCCUUUGAAGGGACAGUGGGGAUGAUGGCCGGUGCGACACGCCCUCCAGGCCCUGGAAGGUGGCGUGUGUGCGGCUUGGGAGCGUCCAUCCAGAGGCUGGCGUGCGCGUCCCCCGCCGCCGCUGCCCCGGGGGCCUCCCUGCUCUGCUCUUGGAUGCCCGCUUUACCCGCCCCCUCCCUCCCCACGCUGAGCAGCCUGCUGUCCCCAGACGGGACCGCACAGUGCCACGGAUCCGGGGGUGCCGCCUGA